Coprinopsis cinerea okayama7#130 is the source of this 219-nucleotide messenger RNA. RefSeq lists its product as hypothetical. Lineage: Eukaryota; Fungi; Basidiomycota; Agaricomycetes; Agaricales; Psathyrellaceae. The record is from RefSeq and is a predicted model, not a curated record. Gene Ontology annotation, cellular component: cytoplasm. The transcript is spliced from 5 exons. The coding region runs from base 1 to 219 and encodes 72 amino acids.
AUGUUUGGCUCGUUGAUGCACUAUGCGUUUGACGCAAUGCUAAUCAGCGCCUUCCUCGCAGGGGUCAAGAGAACAACAGGCCUGACCCCCGCUCUGUCACAAGUCCCUAACAAGGAUAUCAGACAAUUGCUGAAGUCAUACCUGGAGCUCGGAGAAUAUCUCUUUGAUUUUGCCGUUGUGAUCAUGGGGGUGAGUGUCAUUCGUCCGACGCCAAGUUAA